Molecule: messenger RNA, 1857 nt
Organism: Alternaria ventricosa
Lineage: Eukaryota; Fungi; Ascomycota; Dothideomycetes; Pleosporales; Pleosporaceae
Exons: 3
Coding region: 1-1857 (618 amino acids)
Biological process (GO): secondary metabolite biosynthetic process
Molecular function (GO): oxidoreductase activity, acting on CH-OH group of donors; flavin adenine dinucleotide binding
Source: RefSeq, a predicted model, not a curated record
AUGUUGUCGGUCAGGUACACGUCCCUUGUUGGGCUCAUCGGCCUCCUUACCACAGCUACAGCAGCGGCAGUGAGCGUUCGACAGACGUUCCCAGAGUCAAAAAUCUAUGAUUACAUCGUGGUGGGUGGAGGACUCAGCGGACUAGUAGUCGCCAAUCGCUUGACUGAAGAUGUAGAUGUCUUUGUUCUGGUCAUUGAGAAUGGCGCCAUCGACAACAGACCCACGACAAGCGUGCCUUACUUUGCCAACAUCAAUGCCGAGAACUAUUACACCAUCACGUCUGCGCCAGAGCCUUUCAUGCAGAACAAGACUUGGAUGGUGCAUGUAGGCAAUGUUGUUGGCGGUGGCUCGGUGGUCAACGGGAUGCAGUGGGAUAGAGGCUCCGACGCAGACUAUGAUGCAUGGGAGCAGCUAGGGAAUCCGGGAUGGGGGUAUGAAGGCCUCGCGAAGUACUUCAAAAAGUCUACUCAUUUUGAUGGCCCUUCGGAGGCAGUCCGCCAGCACUUCAACAUGACCUUCGAUGCCAACGCAUACGGUGACGGUCCAGUCAAAGUAUCUAUACCCAACUACCAAUACGAAGACUACGUCGACAUCAUGGGAUCGUUCGUAUCCAGAACCGACAUCCCUCACUCACCCGAAGGUCUCACUAGACCCAUCGGAACGUUCUGGACGCCGAAUUCCAUUGACAAUUCCACCAAGCAGCGCAGCCAUGCUCGCAGAGCAUACUACGACCCAGUUCAAACACGAAGGAACUUGCGUCUUAUGACCAAUACCCACGUGGACGAGAUAUUGUUCAAGAACGGUACUACGCUCGCGGCGAGUGGUGUUAAGUAUACGUCGAACGCCGACUUCUCGACCGCAUCGGUCUUUGCGAAGAAAGAGGUUAUACUUGCAGCCGGAGGCGUGUUCACACCGCAUCUGCUUAUGCUGUCGGGCAUUGGUCCGAAGGAUGAACUAUCUGCUGCUGAGAUUGCUGUGAAGAAAGACCUUCCGGCUGUUGGCUCGAAUUUCCAGGAUCACCAAGCCUUGUACAUGCGCUUCAACCUCUCGAACCAGUCCAUUCCCAAUCCCGACAUGCUUGUCACAACACCUGAUCCAGCCUUCAACGCCACAGCUGCCGAGCUGUACGGAGCUAACCGUACAGGUCCAUGGACCUUUGGACGAGGCAAUGCCGCGCUCUUUCUUGCCUUCAAGGAUUUCUCGGACAAGUACGCCGACAUAACCGCCCUCAUCUCUGAGCAAAAUGCCACUACCUACCUACCACGACGCUAUUCGAAGAUCGAUACCUUGCUGAAGGGCUUUAUGGCACAGCGCAAGAUUCUUAUCGAGCACUACCUCUCCGACGACGCGGCUACAGGUGAAUACCCGAUUCAACCCUGGGGUCGCGCAACAACUGCAGUGCAGAAACCUCUCUCGCGCGGUAUGCUGACCCUUAACACCACGCACCCAUCUGCAAAUCCGAUCGUUGUCCGGAACGCAUUCCAGAACCCAGUCGAUAAAUUAGUACUUGGCGAGCUCGUGCGCUGGAACAGAAAGCAUUGGACCACCGCACCCCUGCUGCAGCGCUAUGCGCCCGUCGAAACCGUGCCGGGCGCACAAUAUCAGACCGACGACGAGAUCUUUGACGCGAGCAUCAAGGCUGCUGCUUUGGAUCCGACGUAUGCGCAUUCGAGCGGCGCAUGUGCGCUGAUGCCAGAAGAGUUGGGUGGAUGUGUCGAUCCGCAGUUGAGAGUCUAUGGUGUAGAUGGAUUGAGGGUGGUGGACGCGAGUAUUCUUCCGUUGAUACCAGCGGCGCACUUGCAGGCAACGAUGUAUGCUGUUGCGGAGAAGGCUGCGGACAUCAUCAAAGGAGUUUGA